Molecule: messenger RNA, 984 nt
Organism: Penicillium samsonianum
Lineage: Eukaryota; Fungi; Ascomycota; Eurotiomycetes; Eurotiales; Aspergillaceae
Product: sterol desaturase family protein
Exons: 2
Coding region: 1-984 (327 amino acids)
Biological process (GO): ergosterol biosynthetic process
Molecular function (GO): iron ion binding; C-4 methylsterol oxidase activity
Source: RefSeq, a predicted model, not a curated record
AUGGAGGCCCUUUUUUCUAUACCGAUGCUGUCUGUCUUCCUCAUCCCAGUCCUAUCAUCCUACAGCACCAGCCUGAACCUCCUGUUCUUCUACAUGACUUGGUCAACGCUGGUACUGUCGCAUUCCCGACUCCGCGUGGAACUGUUCGGAACGAUCGCAGUGCGAGUACUCUUCUACGCACUGCCAUCCAUUGUCUUCUUCCUCUUCGAUAUCCUGACACCGUCCGCCGCGGUUCUCAUCAAGGCGCAUGGCGCGACCGGCUUGCCGGGUGGGAGGAGGCGACGUCGGAUCCGUGUGAAGGAACUCAAGAUCGCCGGGUGGGCACUGUUCAAUUUAUUCUUGGGUAUCGCUAUGCAGGGGGUGCUUGAGACGGUACUUGUCCGGACGCUCGGCAAGCGCAGUGCGCUUAAGGUAUCGCUGAAGCUUCCUAUGCCAUUUGAGAUAUGUAGGGAUUUGAGCCUGGCGAUGCUGGGGCGAGAAUUCCUCACAUAUGUCCUCCACCGCUAUGCUCUCCACUCGAAGUGGUCUCCUAUGCUUGCCAGAUGGCACCGGUCUUGGUAUCAUUCGUUGCCUGCGCCGUUCCCAUUGUCCGCGCAUUACGACCACCCGGUUCCCUAUCUGGUUACCAAGUUCAUCCCGACCUAUGCGCCAGCCAUCAUCUUCCGCUUCCAUAUGCUUACAUAUCUUUUGUACCUACUGUUUAUCUCUGUCGAGGAGACCUUCGCAUACUCUGGAUAUACUGUCAUGCCGACAAACUUAUUUUUGGGUGGGAUCGCCCGUCGCACUGAUAUGCAUGUGUUGAUGGGUGCAAGGGGCAAUUUUGGCCCAUGGGGUAUUCUGGACUGGAUUUUUGGUACUGCUGUUGGAGACUCGCAUACCGACGAUGAGAGUGAUGAGGCAGAUGAGCGGGAUAUUCGGAAAUUGUAUGAUGCUUCGAAGCGAAAGGCUGUAUCUGGGUCUUCGGGAAAGACAAAGCGACGAUGA